This is a messenger RNA of Dermacentor albipictus, 28521 nucleotides long. RefSeq names its product futsch (gene futsch). The record is from RefSeq and is a predicted model, not a curated record. Gene Ontology annotation, biological process: regulation of microtubule depolymerization; dendrite development; axonogenesis. Gene Ontology annotation, molecular function: actin binding; microtubule binding. Gene Ontology annotation, cellular component: neuronal cell body; synapse; microtubule. Lineage: Eukaryota; Metazoa; Arthropoda; Arachnida; Ixodida; Ixodidae.
GCCGCCGCCGCUCGAAACAGAUUUCUGCGGCGCGGCGGCAGGAUUCGCGAGCAUUUUCGCUUGCAUGUGAAACAGGCUUUAGGCGGCACUGGGAUUCGCACAGCGGACAGCAAGUAUACCGUCGAGUCGGGACUUGCGCUUGCGAAUGGAACAGUUACGUGCAUCUCGCUCAGUCCACAAAGAAGCGCCGAGACAAACUGUGCUGGAGCAUGACAGGAAGUUCUCAGGACUGCUAUCAUGGGACGUCAAGGCCACCGGCACAGACCUGGCCUCAGCCGAAAAGGCCUGCCUGUCCGUCAAGGUCAGCGCGGGCCCACACAACGAGCUGCUUAUCCAGCACUCGACGGAGAGCCUGGCCCUGGAGGUUCUGCUGAACCCGGAGGUAUCCACGCUGCGCCAGUGCUUCAAAAACAUGAUGGUCUCCGGCACAACGCACAAGCACGUCAUUCACGCCGGAUACGCAUUCGCCGGCUCCGGUGACUGGAUACUCCAGGAUGGCGUCUUCAGCGCCCGCGAUGUCGAGGCACUGUUGCACGACGCCGACGUUCAGGAGGUACUACGGCGCCAGAAGUUCCACACGUUACACGUUCACUGUUCAGCUGAGGGAAGCUGGGCUCAGCCUCCGGUGGGCGUCAGCCUCAACCCUCCGGACAUCGCGGACAGCCUGGCCGGCUCGGUGCACCUGCUGGGCUGCCUGGACGCCGUACUGACGAGCCCUCCCCUAACGAGCCUGCUGCCCUCAUCCAGCGUGGUAGGCAACAUCCGUUUCCGAAGGCCGACCAUGUACGUGUUUCCGGGUGGCCAGGGCGAUUGCGCCCUGUUCGGUGUCACCGGCUUCACGCUGCUCGUGGACGGCGGCUUUGCCCGGAAGCCGUGCUUUUGGGAGUUUGUUCGGCAUCUGGACCGAUUGGACUCGCUUCUCGUCACUCGCUUCAACCAGUUCAACUCGUGCGGACUGACGGCGCUGGCGCAACGUAAGGCACUCGAGCGUGUAUACCCGCAGGUCGGCCACGUCUUCUGCAACGCCGUCCGGUCGCCGUCCGACGAGGAACUGCAAAAGGACCGCGACCAGCUCGUCGUCAGUGUGGUGGCUCAAGGACUGGAGUUUCUCCAGGGAGUGCGCGAGAUGGGACUGUCGCCGCAGGCCUGUCAGAGGGAUGCCCGGCCGCUUACACUAUACCAUAAGGUGGGCCACGGCACGCUAGAAAUGUUCGUACUCAGCCCUGGCCGCUCGACGGAAGAAGACGCUUCCGUGUGCGCGCUUCUCGUGUGGCGCCCUGCUAAGGUGUCAGAACCCGUCACGCGCAUACUUCUGCCCGGCAGUGCCUCUCAAAACGUCAUAUUCGAGGGGCUCAGUAAACUGGGCCACUUAGCCGUUCUCAAAAGUCGCGCGGUGACUGCAGAAGCGCGGCUAGGAUUGAAAAAAUCAAAGGUUCAAGACAAACCGCUUCGAGCAACCUCAGUGCCUCCCAGACCAAGCGUCGCCAAGAGGGCGGCAGCAAAAGUCGAGUCUCCGUCACCAUCGCCAACACCUCCACCUGCUGAAAAGGUCAGAGCGCCGGUGAAACAAACGAACAAGUCCAUCGAGUCUCUGCCCAAAAAGCAAGACGAAGUUAAAAAGCCUUCUAAAACAGGUGCCAAGAGGGAGCCGAAGAAAUCAGCCGUCGAAAAAGCAGACGCUAAGGACGAAAAAGCUCCCAAGAUUACCGCCAAAGUUCCAGCAAAAGUAGCUGAAACAAUACCCGCCAAGGAAAAAAUUGUGGAGAAACUUGGUGAAAAUGAAUUAGACAACGUCGAAGAAAAGGAUAUCAGCAAAAUUAUUAGCGACAAGCCGCUGAAGAAGCUUCCACUCGAGAUCGAAAAAAUAGACACAAAAGCACAAGAAGAAAUUGUUGCUAAAGUCGAAGAAAAGGUAGCCGCGAAACGCGAACUCAAGAAAGCUACACCUACUAGGCCACCGGCUAAGAGCAAAGGAGCGAAAGACGUCACGAACAAGAUGGCAGUUGAAAGCAAAACCACCGCACGUAAGACUGCCGAUCCAGCAAAGGUGAAGCCGCGUCCACUUGUUGCCCCUCCUACGCGACCUAUGGUUCGAGACUCUAAGUCGAAGUCGCCGUCUAGUUCUGCAUCCAGUUCACCGAAGCGCACCCCUCCUAAGCCUACGACCGAGCGACCAGUAAGGUCAGUAAGGGGAGGAGUGCGGAACGCGAAGGCUCCUGCUGCAGAACCGGUGAAACUCCCCGAAGGUGAGAAACCUGUGUUGAUAGAGAAGCCCACAGCCCAAGUAAAACCCGACAAAAGAAUUGAGGUUCUGACACAGUCGGGUGAUGAAAGUUCUGGGUCGAAAGAAGCCAUCGAAGAAAAAGCAGCAACUGAAGCUACGAAAGAAGACAAACCUUUUAUUGAGCCUUCUAGCAGCGACGAAAGCAAGAAAGAUAUUCCGAAACAGAAGUCCCCUGUGACUGUCGAUGAAGCUCCCAUCAAAGCAGUGCUUCUAGGCACUGCGCAUGCCAUGCCAACAACAGAUUUCCAAGCGGUGCCAACGAAGCCCCUCGAGAAAGAUAUUGCCGACGCCGAAACGUGGCCUGCAGAAGGCGAUGCCAAAGAGGUAGCCGAAACCCCAGAGCACGCGUUGUCUCCGGAGCCUACUGUAUCUGCGUCAUCGGAAGGUGUACCAUCGCUUAUUGACGAAGUGAUUGACGUCUCUCUAAAAGCCGAUUCCUCCGUCGCCAGACAGAUUACUGAGCCGGAACUUAGUAGGGUCCGAGCUCUCUCCAGUGGACAGCGAACACCGGAUUCUCUUGACACGCCCCACGAAGUCGGAGACGGCACUGCGCCAUCCUCUAGAGACGAGAUACUCGAAGCCAUGGAAAAACAUCAGCUCGUUUCCAGAGAACAGGUUCUCGAAAUCAAGAGGAGGGACUCUGUCGAUUCCAUUGAAGGAGAAAUUCCCAUGGAAGAUGAGGAAAUCGUACAUCCACCUCAGGAAGCCGACAAGAAAACAGCAGGAGUCCCCAUUUCCGCACAUGUUGGGCAAGAAUUCCCCGAACCUGACGACCAUGCAGAGCUCAAGCAGAAAUUCCAACAGCCAACGCAACGUGCUGCAGACCUUCCAUCACACGAUAUUGAGCACGCUACAGACGAACCAAGCAAGAGAAGCCCUGAAGAGCCAUGUGCUGAACCAGCCAUGGUCGAAAAACCUGAAGGCGUUGUGCUUGAUACCGCCAAAGAAGAACCUUCAGCAGUUGGUAUGCUUGAUACUGCAGACGAGAAGAUUUGUGACGCUGAAAUUAUUGCAAAGGCAGAAUCGCAGAUUGAGACAUCAGCGCCGGAGAUUUCUGUCAGCGCAGCGAAGGAUAUCGCGCAAAAGGAACCACCUGAAUUUAAAGGUACAACAGAAGCAGAACCAAUGACCAAGCAACUUAAAGAGGACAGUGUUCUGAGCACUGUUCGUGAGACCUCAGACAAUAAACCAUCAGAGCCUUCGGGUAUCGAACCUGAGAAGCCAACAGAUGAUACUAAACAGGCCGAUUUACAUGAAAUUACUGAGAAACCUUCUGAACCUUCGGUUAUCGAAAUGGUUGAACAAGUGAUUGAGAGCCCAGCACAGAAGACUCCUGAGAGCAAGGUGUCUGAGGACGCAGAGGAAAAGCCUGCUAAGCCUGAUGCUACCGAUAAAAUAAAACUGGAAUUUGAGAGAACAAAACAGGAGAUUCUGGCGAGUGAAGUGCCUGAGGUCUUGAAAACAAAACCUGCCGGACCUGAGAGUAUCCAAAAGCUAGAACCGGCAAUUCAGAAGCCAACGGAGGAAACCACAAAAGCUGCAGUGUUUGAGGUCGCAGAGAAGCUACUUGGUGAGUCUGAAAUUAUGCAAAAGGUGGAACAGGACAUUGAGAGGCUAGCUGACGAGAGUCGCGUCAGCUCUGUGCCUGAGGUUAGAGAGAAGUCUGCUGAGCCCGAUGGUAUUGAAAAGACGGAGCCGAAAUUUGAGAGACAAGCUGAGAAAACUCCGGUGAGUGCAGUCCCUGAAUUCGCAGAGAAGAAACCUGCCAAGCCUGAGGGUGUCCAAAAGGCUGAGCCGGGGAUUGAUAUACCAGAUGAGGAGACUACUAUCAGUGCCGUGCCUGACGUCGCAGCGAAGAAACCUGCCGAGCCUGAGGGUGUCCAGCAGAUGGAGCCGGAGAUUGAAAGACCAGCCGAGGGGUCUCCUCUCAGAGCAGUGCCAGACGUCGCCGAGAAACUUGCUGAGCCUGAUAGUGUUGAAAAGGUGGAACCUGACAUCGGGGUAACAGGUCAGGAUACUUUUGCGAGUGUCGUGCCUGUGUUCCUGGAGAAGCAACCUGCCGAACCCGAGGUCAUCCAAAUGGUGGAGCCGGGGAUUGAGAAGCUAGCUGAGGACACCCCUCUGAGUGCAGUGCCUGACGUCACAGAGAAGAAAGCUGUUGAGUCUGAGGGCUUCCAGAAGGGGGAGCCGGCGAUUCAGAGGCCAACUGAGGAGACUCCUGCAAGAUCAGUAGCAGAGGCCGUAGAGAAGCCUACUGAGCCUGAGAGUAUCGAAAAGAUGAAACCAGAGAUUAAAAGCCCAGCUGAAGAGGCCCCUGUCAGUACAGUACCGGAGGCCACGGAGAAGAAACCUGCCGAGCCUGAGAGCUUCAUAAAGGUAGAACCGGAGCCUGAAAGACCAUCUGACGAUACAUCUGGGGCUACAGUGCAUGAGGUUGAAGAGAAAAAACCUGCCGAGCCUGAGAGUAUUGAUCAAGAAAAACAGGAGAUUGAGAGACCACCUCAGGAGACACCUUUGAGUGGAGAGCCUGAGCUCGCAGAGAAAGCUGCCGAGUCUGAGGGUGACGUCAAGGUGGAGCCGGAAAUUGGGAGACUAGCUGAGGAGCCUUCUAUGAGUGCAAUGCCUGAGGUCGCAGAAGAUAAACCAACAGAGCCUGAGGGUGCCGACAAGAUAGAACCGGUGACUGAGAGAUUAGCUGAGGAGACUCCUGUGAGGACAGUUUCACAGGUCCCAAAAAAACCUGCCGAGCCAGUGGGUUUCCAAAUGGUGGAGACGGAGCUUGUGCAACCUGAUGUGGAAACUCCUUUCGAGCCUGAUGGUGUCCAAAAGGUGGAACCGGUGACUGAGAGACCAGCAGAGAAAACUCCAGAGAUCGCUGUACUGGAGGUAGCCAAGAAGAAACCUAGCGAAGCGGACGGUGUCCAAGAGAUAGAACCGGAGAUUGGGAUAUCCGCUGAGGAGGCUUCUGUCAGCAAAGUUCUUGAUACCACAGAGAAAAAACCUGUCGAGCGUGACGGCGUCGAGCAAGUGGAACCACUGCCUGAGAGACAAGCAGAGGAGACUCAUGUGAGCACAGAUUUUGAGGUCGCGGACAUCAAACCUGCCGAGACUGGGGAUCUCCAUGAGGUGGAAUCGGAAAUUGAAAGGCUACCUGACGAGACUGCUAUCAGUGGAGUGUUUGAAGUCAUGGAGAAAGAACCUGUCGAGACUGACGGCGUCAUAAAGGUGGAACAGGAGUUUGAGAAAUUAUCUCAGGAGACUCCCACCAGUGCAGUACCAGAGGUCGUGGAAAAGAAACCUCCUGAGCCUGACAGUGCCGGAAAGGUGGAAGCGGACAUUGAAAGACCAGCUGAUAAGACUUCUGUAGGUGCGGUGCCUGGGGUCGCUGAAAGAAAACUUGCCAUACAUGAGGGUUUGCAGGAAGCUGAACCGGAGAUUGAAAAACCAGCUGAGAAGACUCCUAUGAGCGCGCUGCAAGAGGUUACGGAGAAAACACCUAUGGAACCUGAUGAUGCCCGGAAGGUCGAGCCAAAGAUUGAGAGACAUGAUGAGGAAACUCCUGUCAGCCCAGUGCCAGGGGAAGCGGAUAAGAAACCUACGGAUCGUCAGAGUCCUAUAAAGGCGGAGCCUGAAAUUCAAAGACCUGUCGAAGAGACUCCCGGGAGCGCGCUGCCUGCGGUGCAAGUGAAGCAGCCUUCCGAGCUUGAGGAUUUACAGAAGGACGAGCCAGAGAUUGAAAGACCAACUGAGGAGACUCCUGUGAGUGUGGAGCUUGCCGUUGCAGAAAGAACACCUGCCGAGCCUGAGGGCUUACAGGAUGUCGAACCGUAUAUUGAAAAGCCAGCUGAGAAGUCUCCUACGAGCGUUGUACCAGAGUUCGCGGAGAAGAAACUUACCGAACAUGAUGAUGCACAAAAGGAUAAACCGGAGAUUGAGAGACUUGCUGAAGAAACUGCUGCGAUUGCAGUGCCUGGUGUUGCAGAGAAGAAACCUGCCGAGCCAGAGGGUGUCCAGGAAAUCGAGCCGAAGAUUGAGAAACCGGCUCAGGAGACUCCUGUCAGCCCAGUACCAGAGAUGGUGGAUAAGAAACCUACGGAGCGUGAAAGUGCCAUAAAGAUGGAGCCUGAAAUUGAGGGACCAGCUGAGGAGAGUCCCGUGAGUGCAGUGCCUGGGUUCGCAGAGAAGCAACCUGCCGAGCCUGAGGGUUUACAGAAGGCGGAGCCAGAUUUUGAGAGACCAGCUGAGGAGACUCCUGUCAGUUUUGUACCAGAGGCCGUGGAGAAGGAACCUAUCCGGCCUGAAACUUUCAGAAAAAUUGAACCGGAGUUUGAAAGACCGGCUCAGGAGACUCCUUUGGGUGUGGCGCCUGCGGUCGAAGAAAGAACACCUGCCGAGCCUGAGGGUUUGCAAGAAGUCGAACUGGAGAUUGAAAAAUUUGCUGAGAAGUCUCCUAUGAGCGCUGUACCAGAGGUCGCGGAGAAGAAACCUACCGAACAGGAUUAUGAUCAAAAGGGGAAACCGGACUUUGAGAGACUGGCUGAAAAGACUGCUGCGAGCGCAAUGCCCGAGGUCACUGAGAAGGCGCCUACAGAGACCGAGGGUUUCACGAAGGUCGAGUCGAAGAUUGGUAGACCAACUGAGGAGACCCCUAUGACCGCAGUACCAGAGGUCGCGCGGAAGAAACCUACCGAACCUAAUGAGGUCCACGAAGUCGAACCGAAGAUUGAGAGAUCAGCUGAGGAGGCUCUUCCCAGUCCAGUACCAGAGCCAGCGGAUAAGAAACCUGCCGAGCGUGAAAGUGUCGUAAAGGUGGAAUGGGAAAUUGAAGGACCACCUGAAGAAAGUCGCGUGAGUGCGGUGCCUGAGGUCGCAGAGAAGGAAUCUGCCGAGCCCGAGGGUGUCCAGAAGGUCGAGUCGAAGAUUGACAAACGAGCUGACGAGUCUCCUGUCAGCCCGGUACCAGAGGGGGUGGAUAAGAAACCUAUGGAGCCUGAAAUUGAGGGACAAGCUGAGGAGAGUCCCGUGAGUGCAGUGCCUGAGGUCACAGAGAAGCAACCUGUCGAACCUGAGGCUUUACUGAAGGUCAAGCCAGAGAUCGAGAGACAUGCUGAUGAGACUCCUGUCAGUUUUGUACCAGACACCGUGGCGAAGAAACCUAGCGAGCCUGAAAGUGUCGGAAAAGUGGAUCGGGGGACUGAAAGGCCAGCUGAGGAGACUUCUGUGAGUGGCCUACCUGCGGUCGCAGAAGGAACACCUGCCGAGCCUGAUGGCUCACAGGAAGCUGAACCAGAGAUUGAAAAGCUUGUUGAGAAGUCGCCUACGAGCGCUGUACCAGAGGUUGGGGAGGAGAAACCUACCGAACAUGAUGAUGCUCAAAAGGGGAAACCAGAGUUUGAGGGGCUGGCGGAAGAGACUGCUGCGAGCGCAAUGCCUGAGGUAGCAGAGAAGAAACCUGCCGAGCCCGACGAUGUCCAGAAGUUAGAGCCGAAGAUUGAGAAACCAGAUGACGAGGCCCCUGUCAGCCCAGUACCAAAGGCAGCGGAUAAGAAACCUGCCGAGCGUGAACGUGUCGUAAAGGUGGAACCUGAAAUUGAAGAGCCAGCUGAGGAAAGCCCCGUGAGUGCAGUGCCUGUGGUCGCAGAGAAGCAACCUGCCGAGCCUGAGGGUUUACACGAAGUCGAGCCAGAUUUUGAGAAAAUAGCUGAGGAGACUCCUGUCAGUUCCAUACCAGAGGCAUUGGAGAAGAAACCUACCGAGCCUGAAACUGCUGAGAAAGUGGAACCGGAGGUUGAAAGGCCAGCUGAGGAUACUCCUGUGAGUGGGGUGCCCACGCUCGCAGAAAGAACACCUGCCCAGCCUGAUGGCUUACAAGAAGUCGAACCGGAGAUUGAAAAGCCAGCUGAGAAGGCUCCUAUGAGGGUUGUACCAGAGGUUGCGGAGAAGAAACCUACCGAACAUGAUCAUGCUCAAAAGGGGAAAGCUGAAAUUGAGCGACUGGCUGAAGAGACUGCUGUGAGCGUAAUGCCUGAGGUCGCAGAGAAGAAACCUGCCGAGCCUGAGGGUUUACAGGAAGUCGAGCCAGAUUUUGAGAAACCAGCUGAGGAGACUCCUGUCAGUUCCAUACCAGAGGCAUUGGAGAAGAAACCUACCGAGCCUGAAACUGCUGAGAAAGUGGAACCGGAGGUUGAAAGGCCAGUUGAGGAUACUCCUGUGAGUGGGGUGCCCGCGGUCGCAGAAAGAAUACCUGCCCAGCCUGAGGGCUUACAAGAAGUCGAACCGGAGAUUGAAAAGCCAGCUGAGAAGUCUCCUACGAGCGUUGUACCAGAGGUUGCGGAGAAGAAACCUACCGAACAUGAUCAUGCUCAAAAGGGGAAAGCUGAAAUUGAGCGACUGGCUGAAGAGACUGCUGUGAGCGUAAUGCCUGAGGUCGCAGAGAAGAAACCUGCCGAGCCAGAGGGUGUCCAUGAGAUCGAGCCGAAGAUUGGGAAACAGGCUGAGGCGACUCCUGUCAGCCCAGUACCAGAGGUGGUGGAUAAGAAACCUACGGAGCGUGAAAGUGCCAUAAAGGUGGAGCCCGAAAUUGAGGGACCACUUGAGGAGAGUCCCGUCAGUGCAGUGCCUGAGGUCCCAGAGAAGCAAGCUGCAGAGCCAAGGGGUUUACAGAAAGUCGAGCCAGAGAUUGAGAGACCAGCUGAUGAGACACCUGUCAGUUCAGUACCAGAGGCCGUGGAGAAGAAACCUACCGAGCCUGAAACUGCCGGAAAAGUGGAACCGGAGAUUGAAAGACCAGCUGAGGAGACUCCUGUGAGUGCGGUACCCGCGAUCGCAGAAAUAACUCUUGCCGAGCCUGAGGGCUUACAGGAAGUCGAACUGGUGCAUAAAAAGUCAGCUGAGAAGUCUCCUACGAGUGCUGUACCAGAGGUUGCGGAGAAGAAACCUACCGAACAUGAUCAUGCUCAAAAGGAUAAACCAGAGAUUGAGAGACUUGCUGAAGAGACUGCUGCCAGCGCUGUACCUGGGGUCGCAGAGAAGAAACCGGCAGAGCCCGAGGGUGUCGAGAGGAUCGAAAUGAAGAUUGAGGAACCAGCUGAGGAGGCUCCUGUCCGCCCAGUACCAGAGGUGGUGGAUAAGAAAGCUACGGAGCCUGAAAGUGCCAUAAAGGUAGAGCCUGAAAUUGAGGGACCAGCUGAGGAGAGUCGCGGGAGUGAAGUGCUUGAGGUCGCAGAGAAGCAACCUGCCGAGCUUGAGGGUUUACAGAAGCACAAGCCAGAGAUUGGAAGACCAGCUGAGAAGACUCCAGUCAGUUCCGUACCGGAGGCCGUGGAGAAGAAACCUACCGAGCCUGAAGCUGCCGGAAAAGUGCAACCGGAGAUUGAAAGACCAGCUGAGGAGACUACUGUUGGUGUGGUGCUUGCUGUCGCAGAAAAAACACCAACCGAGCCUGAAGGCUUACAGGAAGUUGAACCGGAUAUUGAAAAGCCAGCUGAGAAGUCUCCAACGAGCGUUGUACCAGAGGUCGCCGAGAAAAAACCUACCGAACGUGAUCAUGCUCAAAAGGAUAAACCGGAGAUUGCGAGACUUGCUGAAGAGACUGCUGCGAGCGCAGUACCUGGGGUCGCAGAGAAGAAACCUGCAGAGCCCGAGAGUGUCGAGAAGAUCGAGACCAAGAUUGAGGAACCAGCUGAGGAGACUCCUGUCAGCCCAGUACCAGAGGUCGUGGGGAAGAAACCUACCGAGCCUGAUGAGAUCCACGAGGUCGAACCGAAGAUUGAGAGAUCAGGUGAGACUCUUAUCAGCCCAGUGCCAGAGGCAGAGGAUAAAAAACCUGCCGAGCGUGAAAGUAUCGUAAAGGUGGAACCGGAAAUUGAAGGACCAGCUGAGGAGAGUAGCGUGAGUGCGGUGCCUGAUGUCGCAGGGAAGCAGCCUGCCGUGCCUGAGGGUUUACAGAAGGUAUUUCCAGAGAUUGAGAGACCAGCUGAGGAGACUCCUGUCAGUUCCGUACUAGAGGCAUUGGAGAAGAAACCUACCGAGCCUGAGACUGCCGGAAAAGUGGAACCGGAGAUUGAAAGAGCAGCUCAGGAGACUCCUGUGAGUGGGGUGCCUGUGGUCGCAGAACGAACACCUGCCGAACCUGAGGGCUUACAGGAAGUCGAACAGGAGAUCGAAAAGUCAGCUGAUAAGUCCCCUAUGAGUGCUGUACCAGAGGUUGCGGAGAAGAAACCUGCCGAACGUGAUGGUGCUGAAAAGGGGAAACUGGAGAUUGAGGUUGUGGUUGAAGAGACUGCUGCGAGCGCAGUGCCUGAGGUUGCAGAGAAGAAAGCUGCCGAGCCCGAGGAUGUCGAGAAGGUCGAGCCGAAGAUUGAGAAAUCAGCUGAGGAGACUCCUGUCACCCCAGUAGCAGAGGUGGUGGAUAAGAAACUUAUGGAGCGUGAAAGUGCCAUAAAGGUGGAACCUGAAAUUGAAGGACCAGCUGAGGAGAGUCCCGUAAGUGAGGUGCCUAAGGUCGCAGUGAAGCAACCUGCCGAGCUUGAGGGUUUACAGAAGCACGAACCAGAGAUUGAAAGACCAGCUGAGAAGACUCCUGUGAGUGUGGAGCCUGCGGUCGCAGAAAAAGCACCUGCCGAGCCUGAGGGUUUGCAGGAAUUCGAGCCAGAGGCUGAGAAACCAGCUGAGGAGACUCUCAUGAGAGCUGCACCACAGGGCGCGGAGAAGCCUAGUGAACGUGAUUAUGUUCAAAAGGGGAAAGCUGAAAUUGAGCGACUGGCUGAAGAGACUGCUGUGAGCGUAAUGCCUGAGGUCACAGAGAAGAUACCUGCCGAGCCUGAGGGUGUUCAAAAGGUCGAACCGAAGAUUGAGGGAUCAGCUGAGGAGGCUGCAGUCAGCACAGUACCAGAGGUGGUGGAUAAGAAACCUACGGAGCGUGGAAGUGCUAUAAAGGUGGUACCUGAAAUUGAGGGACCAGCUGAGGAGAGUCCUGUGUGUGCGGGGCUUGAUGUCGCAGAGAAGCAACCUGCUGAACGUGUGGAUUUACAGAAGGUCGAGGCAGAGAUUGAGGGACCAGCUGAGGAGACUCCUGGCAGUUCAGUAUCAAAAGCCGUCGAGAAGAAACCUAGCGAGCCUGAAAGUGCUGGAAAAGUGGAACCGGGGAUCGGAAGACCAGCUGAAGAGACUCCUUUUAAUCUGGAGCCUGCGGUCGGAGAAAAAACAACUGCUGAGCCUGAAGGUUGGCGGGAAGUCCAGCCAGAGAUUGAGAAACCAGCUGAGAAGACUCCCAUGAGAGCUACAACAGAGGUCGCGCAGACGAAGCCUACCGAUCGUGAUGAUGCUCAAAAGGGGAAACUGGAGAUUGAGACACCGGUUGAAGAGACUGUUUCAAGUGCAGUGCCUGAGGUCACAGACAAGAAACCUGCCGAGCAUGAGGGUGUCCACAAGGGUGAGCCAGAGUUUGAGGUACCAGCCGAGGAGGCCUCUAUCAGCCCACAUACUGAUGUAGCGGAUGAGAAACCUACCGUACCUGAAAGUGUCGAAAAGGUGGAACCGGAAAGAGCAGCUUUUGUGACUGCAGUGCCUGAGGUCGCAGCAGAGAAGGAACCUGGCGAGCCUGAUAGCGUUGAUACGAUAGGACCGGAGAUUGAGAGACCAACUGAGGAGACUUUUGUUGUAGCGCCAGAGCUGGCGGGGAAGAAACCUGCCGAGGCUGAAGCUCUGAAAAAGGCGGAACGUGAGAUUGAUAGACCAGUUGAAGAGACUCCUGCAAAUGCAAUACCUGAGGUCGCAGAGAAGAAAUCUGCCGAACCUGACAGUAUCGGUAAAGAAAAACCGGAGAUUGAGGGACCACCUCAGGAGACUACUAUCUGUGCAGUACCAGAUGUCGCGGAAAAGAAACUAACUGAAGCUGAGGGUGUCGGAAAGGCUGAACCAGAGAUUGAGAGGCGAAUUGAUGAUAUAUCUGUGAGAUCGAUGCCUGAGAUCGCAGAGAAGAAACCUGUCGAGCAUGAAGGCGUCCGAAAGGUGGAACCCCUGAUUGAGAGACCAGCUGAUCUCACUUCUGUCAGCGCAGUACCAGAGUUCGUAGAGAAGAAACCUACCAAACCUGAGGAAGGCAAAAAGGGGAAACCACUGAUUGAGAAACCAGCUGAGGGGGCUUCUGUCAGCGCCAUACCAGAGGAUGUGGAGGAGAAACCUACUGAGCCUGAAAUUGGUGAAAAGAUGGAACCGGAGAUUGAGAGACCACCUGCGCAGACUCCUUUGAGUAUUAUGCCGGAGGCUGCAGAGAAGAAACAUGCCGCGCCUGAGGGCGUUCGAGAUGUGGAGCCUGAGAUGAGGAGCGCAGUUGAAGAGGCUCCUAUAAACGCAGUACCCGAGUUCGCGGAGAAGAAACCUACCGAGCCUGAAAGUGUCGAAAAGGAGAAACCUGACAUCGAGAUACCACCUGGGAAGCUGCCUGUCGAUGCAGUACCAGAGGUCGCGGAGAAGAAAGCUACCGAGCCUGAGAGUGUCGCGAAGGGGGAACGGGAGAUUGAGAGACCAUUUGAGGAGAUGCCUAUCGGCGCAGUACCGGAGGUCGUGGAGAAAAAACCUACUGAGAAUGAUGGUGUGGGAAAGGGUGAACUGGAGAUUGAGAAACCAGCUGAGGAGACUUCUGUGAGUGCAAUGCCCGAAAUUGCAGAGAAGCCUGCCAAGUCUGACGGCGUCCAAGAGGCGGAGCCAGAGAUUGAGAGACUAGCUCAGGAGACUCCUAUCAGCGCAGUACCAGAGGUCAGGCACAAAAUUCCUACUGACCCCGAGGUUAUCGAAAAAUCGGACCCGGUCUUUGUCAUACAAGCUGAUAAUGCUCCUGUUAGUGUAGUAACUGAGGUCGCACAGAAGAAACCUGCCAUGUCUGAGGGCAUCCGAAAGGUGGAACCUCUCAUCGAGAGAGCAACUGCGGAGACUCCUGUGAGUGCAGUGCCUGAAGACGCAGAUCAGAAACCCAUCAAGCCUGAAGGUUUCCAAAACGCCGAGCCGGGGAUUGAUAGACCAGCUGAGCAGACUCCUGGCAGUGCCAUGACUGACGGCGCAGGGAUGAAAACUGCCGAGCCUGAGAGUGUCCCGAAGAUGGGAUCGGAUAUUGAAAGACCAGCUGAGGUGUCUCCUGUCAGCGCAGUGCCUGAGGUUGCAAAAGAAAGAGCUUCCGAUCAUAAGAUUGAUAAACAGGAGCUGAAGGUUGAGAGGCCAGCAGGUGAGCCUCCUGUGAGAGCAGGGCCAGAAUCUGACUAUGUCCAAAAAUUGGAAACCGGGAUUGCGAGGGCAGUUGAGGAGACUCCUUUGACUGCAGUGCCUGAGGUGAUGGACAAAAAAUCUGCUGAAGUUACGGUUAUCAAAAAGGCGGAACCAGACAUUGACGAACCAGCACUGGAUAUUUCUGGGAGUGCAGUGCCUAAGGUUGUGGAGAAAAAACCAGCUUACUCAGAGGGUGUCCAUAUGGUGGAGUCGCAAAUGGAGGAUGUAGCAGAAAAGACUCCUGUUCGCCCAGAGCCUGAAAUCUAUAAGCAAAAACUUAGCGACGUGGCAAGUUUUGCUGAUAUAUAUACUGCCCACCCUGAAGACCUUGAAGAAAAGAAACAUCACCUUGAAAAGGUGCCGUUUCCAGAGGAAUGGGCGCCAGCAAGUUCAGUCUCAAUUAUUACUCCUCCCAGUUUUGAAGACAUAGAGAGCCUAGAAAAGAUUUCCGACCAAAAGACACCUGAGCAUGAAGAGGGAGAAGUCCACCUUGAGAAGCCAGAAGAAAGGGUUCCUGGUAGUGCCUUAAAAGAUAUCGCCGAGAGAACGCUCACCAAGCCUGAAGAUAUCGAUAUCGCAAAACCAUGUAGCGAGGGGCCGGUACUGGAGCCUCCAGUGAGUACCAUCACGGACAAAAAGGCUUCAGAGCUCGCAGAUCUUGAAGAUAAAGAAGUGCGCAUUGAUAAAUUCUUAGACAAAUCUCCUAUAAGUCCUGUUUCGGAGAUAGUGCAGAAGAAGGCCGUGGAACCUGAGUAUAUUGCAAAGGAAGAACCACCGCUAGGAGUGUUAUCAGGCCAUGACGUCACGAAGCCUGAUGACUCUGUAAAGGAUAAACCGCAAAUUUACAAACAAGGGGAACAGCUUCAAGUAAGUGCUGUGCCGGAGCUGACAGACGAAACGCCAUCUCAGCCUGAAGAUAUUGAAAAACGUGCACUGGAGUGUGAGAAGCCUACAGAAAAGGCGCAGUUGAGCACUAUGCCAGAGGUCCUGGAUAAAAUGCAUAUCAAGCUUGACAAGGGGGCGGAGCAAGGCCACGACCUGUCGUCGACUGUUGCGAUACCGGGAGAAACUGAGGAAACCCGCGCCGGGCCUACAGUUCUUGCCUUCCAUAAAGAGGUUGAAUGUCCUGCUAAAGUUGUGCCGGAGUUCGCAGAACAGAAGGCCCUCGAGAUUGGCGAUCACAGGAAGCCAGGAAUGCAGGCUUCUGACAGCGCUAUGCCAGAGACCGACGAACUUAUUGCUUCGCUCAAGCACCAGGAACCUGAGAAGGCUGUCCCCACAAAAGCCAUACUGGAUGCUGGUACCUCACCGACAAAAGCUGAGGAAACUAUUCUGCAACGAACAGAUGCGGACCAAAAGGGAAAGUUGUCCGAGCAAAGCUCACUUGACAAAGAAGGAAUUGUAACGUCCCCUGGUGAGGAAACUGCGGAUGAAGGCGUUUAUACGAGCGUUCGAGGUGAUCCGGAAAUGCAUAAAGGUACGGUGGAGGUUCAUGAAAUUGAGGAUUUUGAAUCCAGAGUUGAUGAGGCGGAAGUCGAAGGAGUAGUAACCUCACCAUUGCACUCUCUUACUGAUGAUUCACAGCACUUUCCUGUAGGUUGUGUAGACAAGAAAUUAGAUGGUGUGAGCAUUACCGAGCUUCACGAUGGUUAUCAAAAAGAGCACGCGCGCAGGUCAGAAGAGGAGCCAUCAGGCAGUGUUUUAGGCCACAUACAACCACAAGAUGCGGUUAGUGGUGAGCAUGGGUUACAAGAACUGCAGGUUGAGGUCCUUGUCCCAGAUGAGAGAAAAGAAGUCGAGCUUGCUGAGAAACACGAGCCGUCCUCUUCAAAGGCGGUAGAUCAAGUGCAAAAAGUGGAUGAGGAGCACGAAGAACACCAGCAAGGUGAUAAAGAAGACCUUGGAGAACAGGCUAGUGCUCCUCCACAAUCGUUCCUGUUCAGCGAUACCAGCUCAUCUGGCGACGCAUUUCCAGAACUAUCUGAUGUACAUCAGUCAGGCUACCUUUCGGAAGAAUAUGACGUGCCUCCCUCCACUGCUAUGAUUCCGGAAGUAGAUGGUACCAUCGCUGAAGACCUUAUUGCUGCCAAAGAACAAGCUCAGAAACAGCUUGAAGAUGAAGGAGAAGACGGCGUGCCAUCAAGUUUUUCUCGAGCAAGCUCAAAGGAAGUUCAAUCAACCAUUGAAAAGAAUGGCGUUCCACCAUAUGUGGGUAGGCUGCCCGACUUCGAAGAAUGUUGUGAAUGUGUACCUGAACAAGAAUAUGUACAGACAGAAAUUUUUGAAAAAGAUGAUGCCCCAGUAGUUCCUGAGCUGUCCGAUCACACAUGUAAAGUCUCUAAGGAGACGUCACAACGGUAUGUUCAAGAACACUGCAAAGAAACAGAUCCACUUAUACCACACGAUUACGACCCCUCAACUCCGACAGGCGUCGAUCGCGAGAUACUUGAUUCUGACGGCAGAAAAUGUGUUGGCCGCACUGAAGACGUUUGCAGUGUGCAUGAAGCAGCACUUCACAAGACGGCUACUCUCCCAUCUUACUCAUUAGCCCCUGAAGACGGACACGAACUAAAGACAGGCGCUGAUGUGCUAUCAAUAGUUGAGCAGGAAGAGGUCCUUCCAGUGCCUGAAACGCUCCAAACUGCAGCGAGAGAUUCGAAGUUACCGGAGUAUAAAUCUCUGGGCCACCCACUUGAUUGUAAACCAGAUAUCUCAGAAAGCACACCGUCGUCAGGAGCAAAAGUAGAUUUGCCAUUCGAUAAAGUGAUUGAGCCCCAGCGUUUAUCGAAGGGCGAUGAACUCAGUCAGAAAGAAAGAGAAACUGUCGCUGGUAUCAGCGAAGGAAAUUUGGUAGAUGUCCGCUACAAAGUGCCUGAAACAAAAGACAUCAAACAAUCAUCUCCAGUUUCACAAGACAGCGAACUAUGCAGCCGUGAGGUAGCACAAACUUCACCACUAAUAAGUGGAGAGCAAGCUGACCUUUUGAUGGCACUCGAAGAACCGAUAUUGCACGGUGAAAGCGAUCCCAUGUCAGAGUCAUUUAUGGCGCCGGAGUCAUCGGAGGACGAUCGAAAGAUACACGCAACACCUUCACAUCUCGAUGAAGACCACGUAUACAAGGGGAUGCCAACAGAUACAGACCAUACACUGCCGAUUGCUCAUGCCUUGGACGAGAGUGUUUCACCUCAGCCUUGCUCUACAAAAGGAGGGGAAAUCGAUAUAACGAAGCAGGAACUACACCUGUCUCUCAGUCCGGCUCUCGGCAUAGCCACAAGUGUGUACAGUAAAGCGAAAGAAUUGUUGGAAGAGUGUGUGACUGCCACAGAUACUACUAGUCCUGGAGGUGCGAUAUCAACGAGCAGUCCGAAAAGCUCCGUUAGUGAAGAUUCAUUUCGCAGUGUCGUACAAAAGGAUGACGGAAGAGAUGUCCUUAUUACAGAAGAGCGGUGCCCCGAUAGAACGUGUGACGAAGACGUUGUCUCGCAAAGCGGUGUUACGACUGGUUAUGACUUUAGAUCACCUUCAGAGGUUCUUAGAAGAGGCUUUCUUGAAGAAACGUCGCAUACACUUGCCAAGGAGUGGGACAAAACCAUGGUUCUGCAGUCGCCGUCGCAAGACGAAGAAGGAAGACAGCUUCUCGAAAUUAUAAAAAGUCAGUUAGUCCGUGACGAGUCCGCAGAUUUUGUGGUUACCUCAAAAGAACAGGACCCGCCAGGAGCAGGAAAAGAUAUACCACCAGCUGAUUCCUCAAAACACCUGUCCAGCACUUCACACGCAGAAACCAGUGAUGCAGGCUUGGAGAAGUCGCCAGACUCAACCAGGAAACGUGAUGAAGCACUUGCGAUCAUUCUAGACCAAAUUACCGAGGAUGAUUGGGAUGGAGCGACUCGCACUGAACCUCAAAAAAUGCAAGUUUCAAAGGAUGCGGCUGAGGUGCCCUCCAGCUUGUCAGAGGACAGUACGACAAAAUUUGAUUCCCAGGAAGAUGUAUCUCUGGGCUCCGAGGAUCAACGUGAACCCUCUAGUUCUGGGCAUUUGCUUAUGAAAGGACCGCCUGAAGAAGAAAAGAGUGUUCCCGCCUCCAGGGAGCCGGCGACUACAGAGCAGAAACCAGCGAGUCCGUCAGCGCAGAUUGAAGUUUUCGAAGAGGUAACGCCGGAAACAUCGCUCUCUCAAGGAAGCGGUUCGAUUACACGCGACCUCUCGGAAACACGUGACGAUGGAAGCGCCCUGCCUGAUUCAAAUAUAUCGAAAUCUUCCCCUGUCGACGAAAGCUCAGUAAAACUUUCUGAGGAAAAGGUACACCACUUUCCCUUGGACUUGGACGCAAGCUCCGCAACGGACCUGAGUUCUUCUCCUGUCGCUCUGAAAAAGAGUGCAGGUCACCCAGACUUGCGGACAAUGAGCGACAAAGAACCUGAAAGCGCAACUGAAAUUGCUUCCGCUGACCUCGAAAUGGCGUCCGAAAAGAGCGAUGUCUGCGAUGCACGUCUUUCUUCUGAACCAGAAGGAACAAAAGUACGUGAUGAAGCAUCGUACGGUGAAGCUGACGAGAAACAAACUGCUACCAGUGGUUCACCGCCACUCAUCCGUCAAGAGCAAGACUCUUAUGAGCCAGAGGCACCAUGGAUACACCACCGCGGCUCUCAGGAUGUUCCAUCGCUGGAAAUUUCCGAUCAACCGAUGAAGGAUCCUAGAGCGACGUGCCCUACCUCUCUUGAUGCGCCAGAGCUGGCGCACAUGCAACAGAGGAUGUCUGUCGAGUACGAAAGCUCAAUAACUUCCGUUUCCGAUAUUGAGUUCGCGAUCGAUGCCAAGACCUUCAGAUCGGGAGUAUCCGAAGGCUCUUGGCAGGAUGAUUCAAAGACAGCUGAAUGCUCCAAGGGCGAAAAUGACGCGUCUCGUCCAUCCAGUCCAGAAAGUCCGCCCAAGUCCCCAGUUAAAAGGAUAGCCGCAGAGCAUCCACGCACGUCUAAAAGAGCUCGCACUACGUCAGAGUCCAAGCACCCUAUUGCUACACAGGGGUCCUCAGAAGCCGACAUAUCCAGUGAAGACGAGGACAGCGCACACAAAGUCAUUGCUCAUUCUUUCCCGGAUGCCCCAAGUUAUGGUGCAGAGCUGCCCAAAGAAAGCCCACAGUCAGCGCACAGUUCCCAGCAAGCGGGUCUUCAUCCUGAAAAGGACAAACCGCUUGAGGGCGAUGAAUACUGUGCGUUACCAGGAGGCGCAGAUUAUAGCGGUUCUCGGCAUCCUCCACUUGAAGUGCAGCCCGACAGCCUUCCUUAUUUUUCUGACAAGACCGAAGGCUUGUAUUUCGCGCAUAAGCGAACACCGUCAGAAGAAGAUUAUCUGCCCAUCGCUGAAAGUCCUGAUGAAGCUAAGAAGAAUGGCAAAGGUUCAGAAGCUCCUCAGUUAGCUUCACAACAUGUGGCGGACUCGUCGUCCUCUACAAAACCCAGUGAGCAUGAUGUACAAGUACCGCCAUCACUACUUGAGCCAGAGAAAGCAAAAAUUUCAGGUGAGACGGGCUCCCAGCUUGAUGAGACAUAUAGCAGCCAAUUGAAGAGAUCUUCAAUUGAGAGUGAAACGACUUCAUCUAGUGAUGACGCAGGAUCUGGUCGUAGGUCUCUUACGGGGUCUAAAGAUACUGAUUUGAUGCGUGAGUACACUAGACACUUGGAAACUUCACCUAGCGCAAGGUUCAGUGUUGACUCCACGUGCAGUGUGACGUCGGAAGAACGAAGUUACACAGAACUCGAGAAGCCUUACCAAAAAGACGACAGCCGCGAGAGCUUUUCCAGCACAGUAAGAGAUCAUCCUGACCAAUCUUCUGUAUCUGGGACCUUAUACAGUGACUCUACCAUCGAGCCUUUCAGCACUCUCGAUCACCAAAUGUCUAUAGCACCGCACAUCAGCACAGAACAAGUCGAAUUGGGCUCCAGUGCCGACGCAUUACUUCCUGUAAAGCCCGAGAGGCCCACCCAAGUCGCCAAGAUGGAGCAACAGUCUGACGUGUUUCCAACUUCAACUGCCACCUCUGAAGAAAUGGAGAGCGACGUAGAAGCUCCCCUCUGUGAAGAAACUGUUACGAGGGAACCAGGUGGGCACAUCUCGUCUGCAGCCGAAAUUCCUAUGAUGGAAGCCCGACAACCAGUUACCGUUGUAGCGCAUGGGCAUGGUAUAGCUUCAGGUCUGUUUGCCGCGUUAAAAACAGAGCUGUGCGUUAUAGACUCACCUUCUAUGGACACUGUCUUAGUCCAAACGGGCAAGGAUGCUCAGAGUCUUUCUGAUCAGGGCGUCUUCGACACCUCAUUGAAGUUUUCGCAAGAGCAUCGUGAGCUUGACUCAAGUGAAAUCAAGAUUCCUGAAACUGAACGAGAAGCUCCGACAGAUCAAGCACGCUCGGACAAUUACAAAAUAGGAAGUGCACUUCAUACUUCAGGUAUAAUGCCAGAUAAAGAAUCCAAAGAAACUCGUUCUAUUUCCGGAGACGACGAAGCGCUUCCGGGGCGCAAAGUUUCUGGGGAGGUUACUCCUGUUAAGGCUCUCAGGUUUCAACUAGGAGACGACUCUUUCAUAGAACCACUUGCCGACCACACGGAUACCUCAGCACCCUGCACGUCGUUCGAUGCUGAUCAUGGUCUAUCAAAAGAAGUUUUUGAAACAAAAGUUCGCUUAGAGAAAUUUCUUGAGGCCGAAUUUCUCGAAACCAUGGCAACAGAUGAAGAGGAGGAGUCGUCGCGUGCAUCUGUGAAGCCAUCUACUACAUCAAUUACAAGUUCCUCGCAUCAAGAAAAUGGCCAUAAGGUCGCCGAACCGAAAGACGACGUUACCGACGACGGUGUCACACUGGCGUCCGGUCUUUCAUCCGGACUUCCAACUGAACUCGUGUGCAUGGCACAGUCGUCCGUCGAUUUAUCAAAAGACAUUACCCGCAUCACCAAAUGUGCCGACUCGCAAGAACGCGUAUCACCUCCUCCAACUUCUCCGCUGGACGCCGCAAAGCAGGAUGAACCAGCCGCCGUGGCCGCCGGACUCGCGUCGGGUCUGCCCGUCGAGUUGGUGUGCAUGGUAGAGUCCAGAGAGCUGUGCUCCGAGAUUAAACGCGCAGAAGAGGAAGCUAUUCAUCACGUUAUAGAGAAGAAAGCUGACUACGCAGAGGAGGAUGACGGUGUCGCGAUGCAAGCGUACAUAGAGCGGCGACUCAGUGACAGCGACCACUUCACAGACAAGCAGCAACGCGCCAGCCCUCCGUCCGAAAUAGUUUCAACUUCGCAGCACGGGAUGCCGAUUCCUGAGCGAAAACCUAGUAAAGGUUUUGAUGAGCUUCACUUGAACGGCACGUCGCACUCGCCACCAAGCGUCGGUCUCGUUGCUGGCCUUGCAGCUGGACUUGCCACGGAGCUAGUAUGCAUGCCACAAUCGGCUGAAGAGCUUUGCAUUGAUGCUUCAGAAUCAAGGUGGCCGCCAGCACGAGGUUCCCGCGUCGAACCCAUACCUCCGGAGAUGACAGCUUCUAUUUACGAGGAGCUAACUGAGCAUACAGGGGAGAAACCAUGCUCGGACACCGACACUGAGAGCGUCGGGCAAGGUGCGGCUGAUUCGGCUGUGCCGCAUCGCAUGGGUCAGAUACCGGUUCAGCGUGAGGUAAUCACGACCGUCACUUCUCGGCGAGUUGUUUACCAGCAUGAUGGUCUCCCGGACACCUGGGACGCAUCGACUUUUUCGGAGCCACCUCAACACGACACAGAAGACGACUCGAGACGUACAACCGUAACAUACGUCUAUAGGACUUACACUUCUGGAGAAGGUGAUGAUAAAGGCGACCCAACGCUUUCUUCCGGUACUCUGCCUUCUAGUCGAGGAGAAGAUGGUCUUCCAUUUGACAUUCUGCGCUCAACUGCCGAAAGGCAUCCUCGAGAGGAAGAUAUGCCUGACGAAGGUGAUCACGUUACUGGAACUUCGUCCAGGAGCUACGUCUACACCGUUUCGUCUGACCACAGUGCUCCAGAAGCGUUUAUCCGUCAUGCUGACGACACAGGAACCCUACAUCAUCCGGAUUCAUCUAUCCACAGUAUCGCGAUGGACGAAGUAGCUCGCAUAACCGAAAUGGCCGCCGCUGCAGUAUCCCAGUCACCAAACGGCUGGACGGUUGUCCACCGCUCGGCUGACUCUUCUUCGCAACGUCCGCUGGAGCUGACCAGUCCUGCGGAGCUGGUGGAGAGAAGAAACGGACACGCCACGCACGUGACAGAGACUCGGCAGAUUGUCUACCAUCCUGGCAGCAGUGCCGAAUUUCGCUUCGCACUGGGACCAUCUGCAGAGGAAACAUGUCUUCCCCCGGAAGGUAGCGACCCAAAGACAAUCUUGGAGUUCAUGGCAGCUCAGACGAAGCAGGCGGCUAAGGAGAUGUUAGAGGAGCAGCCGCUGUACGAGGAAGACGAAGAGGCCGCCCAGGAGCAGAGUUCGCUUAGCGACGCCAGCCCCUUGGUGGAGGAGCCCGUGUUUGGAAAGACCCUGCAACCGGACUACCCUGAACUCGUCGAAUUGUCGGCCGGAAACACGCCGUCGGAACCGCCGAGUCCGCACUCCGCUGCGCAAGACGCGCGAGUCAGGCACAACGGGGAGCCCUCCGGCACCUCUUCCGUCCAGCGAAUGGUGGUCGUCGAGGAGACGGAGCCCACGUCCACAAUGGCGGGCGGGAGCGAGGCGCGUCGGGUCGUCAGCUACGUCGAAGAACCCACUACUGUCGUGCGGGAAGAGUGGGUGCUAGAAAGCGGCCGCGGCGCGGCGUCGCACGUCAUAUCGCAGUCGUCCAUGUUCCAGCAUGAGGUACUCACCCGGGAAGAGUCGACGUCUGCUGGUACCGCGUCUUCUCCUGCCUCUACUGGUGGCGAUGCCGUCCGCUUCACGACGCUCCAUCACCUGGAACGCGACCUUGGCGCGGCUGCUGGCGCUGUCCAACGAAGCUCUCUGAAGGCAUCAAUGGCAGCGGUGCAACACGAACAGUUGGGGUCCGAUGCAGAGGGUGCAAGUGGGACUGAAGCACCUCGCGAUACCGUCAGAGAGCUUCAGACCACCUCCGCCGAGGGGCAAGCGAACGGCCGGCGAGAUGGUGACGCCGCCGCGCCGUUCGACAUUCGGGACUGGGGCAAACCACUGGGCCUUCCCGUUCCGCCCGACCCGUCGUCCAAGUCGUCCAAAACCGGCGGCAAGAAGGCAGGCGCGGCAGCGAUGCCACGUGACGCCGCCGAUGUCGUGUACGUCGACCUGACCUACGUCCCCCACCACGGCGACCCGGGCUACUGCGACGCAGAGUUCUUCAGCCGAGUGCGAGCGCGCUAUUACGUGCUGAGCGGCACCAACCCCAGCCAGCAGGUGCUGGACGCCCUGCUCGAAGCCAAGCGCGGCUGGGGAGAGCCGGACGCCCCGGUCACCGUCAUUCCGACCUACGAGACCGACGCGCUUUGCUACUGGAUCGCACACAAUCAGAAGGCCCUCGAAGAGCACCACAUUGACGUGGCUCCCUCGGCGUCGCGCUGCACCAUCAACCUCCAGGACCACGAGUCGUCCUGCGCCGCAUAUCGACUCGAGUUCUGAACGAUAGGAGCCGUCUUUUUACACACUUUGCAUCCAAAGUAUUCGCUGUUACGUCCGGCUUCCUGCUGGAUGGCAGCACCGGGCCCCCUGCCCUACUGCUAUGUGGUAGUGGGAGAGUCUCUGUCCAAUCACGCUAACGCCUGUCAGAACCUUCUUUUGCCUGUUUCCUUUCAUUUAUUGCCCAGUCGUGGUGACGGUUUUAAAUCGUCGGGCAGGAACGCUAAAGGUCCUCUGUCCCUUUCGGCCACGAGCUUUCGAAGCGCAAGAUCUCUGAAUGUUGUGAGCGUCGUAGUUGUGAUGUGCCACAUGGACUGAGACUGUUUUGUCGUGUAGAAGGAAAAGAGUUUUGCUUCUGCCCAACGACUGGAAUCGUCAUUGUUGCCUCUUUCUCUUUUAGCCCCGAACUGUUGACAUGAUUUGUUUCCGUCAUGUUCGUUUUCAAACUAGACAUUGAAGUUGAACAACACGACCGCGAGCGCACGAUACGCGAGUAUAUGCAUAAUGCAUUUAUGCGCUCUCAAUUCAGCGUGCGGUCUCUCGCGAGAUUAUUUUGUUGAUUGUGAUUCAUCUUCUGGCUCACGUCUCUUUAUUUUUAAUUAGAAACGUUACUUUGCCUUUUGGAUGGUUUUCUCCUUGCCUGAAAGCAAAGAGUGAUUUCUAGUAGCGUCUUCUCAUUUCCUUCCCUAAUGCGGAGAGUCCAUUUAGAGGUUAAAGGCGCUACAACUUCGGCAUUGUGUAUUACGACAUCUAAUCCCUAUAGGCCUAAACACAUCUCUAAUAACUUAGAACCCGUCUAUAGCAAUUUUUUCCUGACGUUCGCGCGCGGCACGCAUUCAGAGCACCCUUUGGGCAGUCGUGCUGCGUAAUCCCCUUUCUAAUCCCCUUUUAAUCUUCUUGUUUUCUGUGAUACAUCUCCCUACGCUUGAACCCUUUUAAAUAUUCCUACUGCUACCAGAUAGGCUUAUUUACAAACAUAUAUCUUUUUUGUCUUUGCUUCAGACCCAAUUUUAUUUAUUGUCACUUGAAUAAAUCGUGUAUGUAUUGUUUCGAGUUUAAUCGCGUACGGUACCUAUCAUAGCGAUUGUCAACCGUAGGAGUCAACGUAGCUUUUUUCAACCGUAUACUGAAGAAAUUUUAGGAAACAGCCUCGUUGCUUGUUUUAUUUAUUUAGUUUUCACUUACCGUAUUAGCCCCGCACGGAUGUUAUAUAGUACUUCGAACGCUGUACAGCGUGACUUGGAUCUCUCUCGGACACCUCGGAGUAGGCGAAGACCCCCGCUAUUGUCGCCAUUGCUGCGGCGUUUCCAUAACAAUUAAAGCUUGCGCUUAAUAGUGUGUCGUCCCUUUUGUUGAGCCAACAGGGACAUGGUGGCGUGUCAAUGAGGCUUCCAUGAGCGUACGAGGUUAUUUGCAUUCAAAUACACAAACACAGUUAUAUACAUAAUAUAUAUAUAGGGAGAGUCUGUCUGUUCGAUACGUGCAAUACACACACACACGCACAUUUGUGAUUAUCUCGAGUGCUUGCACAAAAGAACCACUGUGUAUACUACUAAAAGUCACAAAAAAUAAAAAUAGGAAGAAAUAAAAGCUAUACGAAUUGUUGCAAGAGAUAAUAGAGUGUGUAAGGCGAAGUUGAAUAUAAACUGAUGGAGCCAACACUUUAUUCUGUUUGUCUUCUUGCAAAGUAUGAGAGGUGGUCGUGGUUUUUUCGCGAGUUUUUUCACGGUCCUUAUGUAAAGGUGCGAAAAAAUGGUUUGUAAGUGAGAGCGAGAGAGAGAUAGAGUGAGAGAAUUUGAGGCAGGGUAACGCAAAAGGCUCAUUAUCCUCUCUUUUCUUUCGAGUUCGGCUGUUUCGGUAGGGAUCCUUGUAUACGCAAAGUGAUGGGUGUUGUGGGUCGACUCGAUCCCUCGACCUGUCGUAGCCCUGUGCGGCCUUUCGCUUUGCGCCUGAGAUUGCGCAUCAAAAUAGAGCUGCUGAAGUUAUGUCCACAUAAUUGUAUGUAACCGCCACAGUUUUGCAGACUCACAGUCGCCGUCGACAACCAGCGUAUACGAGUCAGGAAGAGCGCGCCUUUGUGAUCGACGAAAGGCAGCCGCACGACGUUCCUUGUCAUGAGCAUUCCAGUGAUAUGAGCUUAUCAAAAUAGAGAAGGCCGAUGUUAUCGCCCACGGUCGUGGUCUCGGCGCACAUAGUGCUGUUGGCAUUGGCGCUGUUCGUUGAAGAAGCGGAGAAUGUGAUAAUUACGGCACCGAUGUUCCUCCAGGAUAGUGGGCAGGGUGGUUACGGUUAAUAAGAGGGCACGGGCUUACAUGUGGAACGGCCGUUUAGUUCUCGCUUGUUGUUUCGUUUUUUGAAUUUGUUGAGCUGUACUAGCAUAGUUUCGGUUUCGUUUUGUACGCGUAACUUCGCUCCUCAGUGCCUCGUUGUUUGAGUGGCUUAUUAAUUUUUCAGGGUACUUACUAUAUUUUGCACUUUUGUUUCUUGCGUAGCUCCAAGCAUACAAAGUUCGGCUCGUACACGCAGACAUCUUACCUACUAAAUUUUUCCAUGAAGCGCGCGGUGCAGCUGGCCUCGAGAAGUAGCGUAUUUAGUUUUACCUGCAGGUAACUCUUGGUACCCUUACCGGCGCAAUACCUUUCUUGUUUGCUUCAUAAUUUUCUUUUUAUGGUAUAGACCAACUUACGAGACAUGUAGCGCGCAGAAGCUCCUUCUUUCAAUGUUGCUGUUGACCGAUAUUGGUCCGCUCCGCGCAAGCUCUAUUUGCCCAACAACUAUUGAAAUCUGAUGCGUCAUCGGCUUCACCGCUUGGCAGUUUCGAGCACCGCUUACAGCGCUUCACCGUAACAUCUUUCUCGGUGACCUAGCACUGGUCGUGUAGUGUACUGUGUGUAUGUGGUUAUUUAAAUUAUAAAUAAAUAGUGGUGCAGCUUAGACGGAGCGAGAAACUGAAAAAAACUUGUCACUGAAAAGAGAUGAGCGAAGUCGUGUAUGACGCCUAGGGCGGAGACCUUUGGAAAAAUCAUGCAGCAGCAUCUGAGCCAGUGACGGAAUACCUCACGUUUAUUUUCUUGUUUUUCUUUUAUUCUUUCUCGUGUGUUUCUUUUUCACUGCGUAUUGCUCUUGUUUUGCAGAUAAACGUCGUCUAGUCAUUUGCUUGCGUAUUUUGUGCCAGUAUAAAGUGUUUUGUUUCUUUUUUCCGGUAAAAGCAGGGUCUUCCGCUUUGAAGGCGUCGUGUUUGGUAUUCUUUAUAAAGCCUGCUAAAAGGGUCGACCCCUUAACAUCUAAAGCAAGCGUUUAAAGUACCCGCGAAAUUCGCGCGGACCUGCGUAUUGGCUGAUUUGUGUGUCAUUGAUUCGGCCCUGAUGAUCUCUCUAUGCGUACCACUAGCGCGUUUCUCUUAUGAACCUGUGUAGGCGCCAAGUGUAUCUACGCUUUGACGUGAUCGACAGUGAGCAUUGGUGAACCUCGUAAGGGUUUUUGUUACGAGUGUUGCACUAUCAAACCGCACAGAAUGAGUCGCCACUCCGCGCAUUUGAGGCAAUGACGUGCUUCAUCGCAGACAGCUAUCUCAAGCCGUUCUGGCCAAUUCAUUUUCCCGGCAUGCUCGCAAACUUCUCAGGGACAUUUAUGCCUCGAAAAUCAGUUGGUCUUCCUUUUAUGCCUGUUUUUAUUAUUAUUAUUCAAAGCACUAUACCGGAAGUUUCAACGAUUAAGCUUCCAUCCUCUAAAUGAGCUCGGGAGAGAUGAGGGGAAUUAGACGAAGCCGCGAUUCGUGACUUUGACCUUCCAUCCACGAAGUGAACCUUCAUAAUGGUCGAAACGUCAUUUCAAGUAUAGGCCGGCUCGACUAAAACCGUUUAACAACGUUUGCAGAAUCUGAGACGCAAUAUUCAAGUUCACUAACUUGAGAAGGUGCCAGCUACAUGCACGAUAGCGGUAAUAACAAAACUUAAAAGUUCUGACGUCCUUCAAGCAAAAUUUAUUGUAGCAGUCGCCAGUAAAAAAAAAAGAAAAAAAACAUUUCUUCUCUUGACCCGUGAAAUUGACGUUGUCGACACUCGGAGAUAAUCUGAAGAAAUAGAAAUGGGUGUCAACCGCCUCGCGCAUGAUAACGUUAACUUCUCGGACAUUGGCGGAAGAUGUAAGCUCGACCUCACGCUUGUGGCGACUCGUCUAGUGUGUCUCAUGCUCGUCGCGUUGAGAAACUGUCCAGUCACGUAAGAGCUAAAUGCACUUGGUGGUAUGCGAAUAGGGCUUCGAACAGAGCGUUUGUUCGAUACCCUUGCCUUCAGCCAUGGAAGAAUUUCUAUCGAACAGUAUAGUUUGUGAAAUCAAUGAAGUUUCUGAAAGCAAGCUUGUGCUUAUUUAGGCUCAUCUGCACUGGAACUUUUGCUGACCAUGAGCAGUUCGGUUCGAAUCGCUUUUCGCACACCUACUGGUUCCUAUUUAACUUCUUUUAUUUCACUGUGACCUUUUAUUUUUGUUGUGUAAUUGUCCGCGCUCCUGCCUGUUCUUAUGUUCCCUGUUAGCGGCUAUAGAAAUUUCCAUGUUCUCGUCGGCCUUCGGGCCCUGGGGCGCACAAAGAAUAAAAACGAUAACUUGCAAAAAGAAAUAUGUAGCCAACAUUCUUUCUUCGUAACGUUCCACUUCACAUUUUCUUCGAUGGCGUCCAUCUACGCGACGAACUAUAGAGGCGAAGUUGUAUAGCGUUUUGAGCGACAGUCUCAUCGCAACGCGUGUGUGCAAGUGGAAGAGAGCGUGUGUGUGACAGCGAGGUUGUUUUCUAGGCAAGUGACGCUUAUUAUUGUCGUUAUGUUUUUUAUAUGCUGUAACUCUGGGGGAGGGGAGGUCAUCGAUUACAGCUGAUUGCGGUUGCGCUCCUUCUUUCCACGGGCGGGGCUCGCAAAACUGUGUAUCUUGCCGCCUCUUUGCGCUUUAUGUUAAAAGCAUCGACAACAAUGUCGUUCCUGUUUGUUUUCGUACUAGGUGUGUAUAACACGCACCGGAGGCUAAUGAAAAAGCACACACACCAAACCAAAGAAAAGGGUGGUGAAGCCAUGGGAAGCGCGAGUGAGUGAGUGUAGCGGUAGAGAGUGUGAAAAGCAUGGACAGAGUCCUGUUUUUGUACGGUGCGCAUUGUGUUUUGUAGUGCACGCUCCUUAUGAUUGUCGCUAUCGUUGCAGCUGCUGUGUUGUUGAGGCGGCGCUUGUUUGCGUUCACCGUGUAUACUUGCCAAUCCGUGCGUGUGCAUGUAAAGUGUGUGUAUGUAAAAACUGCCGCGGCGGCCACCGAUCGCCCUCCCCUCUGGCGGCCGCCCGGCAAGGUCGCUUGUGACCGGUUAACCGGCGCUACUUAUGGCUAAUAAAGCUGUGCAG